Messenger RNA from Ogataea angusta, 570 nucleotides. RefSeq lists its product as uncharacterized. The transcript has a single exon. The record is from RefSeq and is a predicted model, not a curated record. The coding region runs from base 1 to 570 and encodes 189 amino acids. Gene Ontology annotation, cellular component: P-body; RNA polymerase II, core complex. Lineage: Eukaryota; Fungi; Ascomycota; Pichiomycetes; Pichiales; Pichiaceae. Gene Ontology annotation, biological process: nuclear-transcribed mRNA catabolic process, deadenylation-dependent decay; mRNA export from nucleus in response to heat stress; transcription initiation at RNA polymerase II promoter. Gene Ontology annotation, molecular function: translation initiation factor binding; nucleotide binding.
AUGAAUAUUUCCACAUCCACUGUCGCCAGUAGAAGAAGAAGGGCGCGGUCUGCUCUUCAAGAGGAUGAGGAGAAUGCGGCCGAGCUGAAACUGGGUCCAGAGUUCCAACUGGAACAAAUUGACAACUACGGCAACGAGACCAAACUUGUGGCCCUGAAUGUGUCUGAGGCCCGUAUUCUGAUUAGAGCAGCACUUCAGGAGAGAAUGGCUAUGGUUCAGAAACUAGGCGGUCAAGACCUUGGUUUUGCAACAGAGAAUCCAGACGACGAGACUUUAGCUAGAAUGGCCACCGCCCCAGGUGCGAACGAGGUUUUACGCAAGACUUUGGACUACCUGUCGACAUUUGCACGGUUUAAAGACGCAGAAACAUGUACUGCUGUGGAAGCGUUGCUCAAGAGCUCUGAAAAUAGUGUUCUGCACCCCUUCGAGGCUGCCCAGCUAGGGUCCCUGGCAUGCGAAGACAUUGAUGAGGCAGUGACUCUUAUACCGAGUCUGAACGAGAAAAAGGAUGAGGUGGACCUACAGAGAAUCCUGGACGAACUUAACAGACUAGAGGCUAAUUACUCGUGA